Molecule: messenger RNA, 372 nt
Organism: Aureobasidium pullulans EXF-150
Lineage: Eukaryota; Fungi; Ascomycota; Dothideomycetes; Dothideales; Saccotheciaceae
Exons: 2
Coding region: 1-372 (123 amino acids)
Source: RefSeq, a predicted model, not a curated record
AUGUCCGUCACACUCACAGAAAACCGAACAACCUACUCGCUGGGCAGAACGCUUGCCGACUACGACUUGCAACACAGCGGCGAAGAAAAUGACUUCUCAGAGACCACCAACUCUCGUCCUGCGCCGCAAGGUGCUGGCAACAACCCAGCAGACUGGGAAGACAACUUUCGCCGAGUGCCAGACUACCGACCUGUUGACCAUGAGCUCGACUUUGCUUACCGCGACACGACACAAAACGGUAUCGAGCGAGCUUUCAUUUGGAACAUGUUUAGUGGAAUCGUUCUCACAUCGUACACAAACAGACUUUGGAGAGCAACUGGAGGCAAGCUGAACGACACCUACUUCCGCUGGCAGGUUGGAGGAGAGCAUUGA